CUCCGCAGUAGUCGGGUAUCUGCAGUCGCGUCAGGCGCCCCGCGAGUAAUUUUUUUUUUAAUAAUAUAUAAUAGCUUCAGUGUACGUCGUAAUCUCGUACAAAGGUACGAAACGGUGCAGGGACGUGAUAUAUCGUUUUUAUAUGUUAAGUGCAGUUUCCGAAAUUAAAUUCGUACAUGGAUUAAACGCCGUCGUCGUGUGGUACUAUUGUUGCUCAUCUACCAGACGUUUAUUACUCCAUAACCGUACCGCAUCGGGGUCGGUCCUCGCGUAAAAAUGUUUUACCUUCCUACAUAAUAAUUAUUAUAAUGUAUGUCUUUACUUAAUAGAAUCCGCGUUGAUAAUAGACCCAAAAUACAUAGAUCAACGUUCUUCCGCGAUACACGCGACGCGCCGAAAUUCUAAUAAUUAUUAUUCGCGGCAAAAACCUAUGAUUUAUCGCAUGAUAAUACCGUCAUUAUUUGAGUGUUUUUUUUUGUCACGAUUGUCUGUAAAAUAUAUUAUAAUAUAUAAUUUUCACAUAAUAUAGUUGCACGCUUUACAUUAUAAUAACUCCGAACGUUAUCGUGUCGAACAAGGUCGUUAUUAUUGAAGAUCAAGGUCCGCGACGUUAAAAUUAUAUUAUUAUAAUACGCUUUUAACUCUUUUAUUAUUUCUUUGUUUUUUUUCUAUUUCUCGUUAUUUAUUUAUUUUUACUUGUCGCAAUAAAAUAUUCACAACCAAAGGGGUUGUCCGUGAACUUCACAAAUAUUUGCAUUUCCCUGUUUUUUUCUUGUCUGAUUAUAUAAAAAAAUAUAUUCCGACGAGUUGUCCAGCUGCCGUUUGCCAUGACAUCGACGCUGUACAAUAAGAUUGGACUUAUACCCAAACAAAAACCGAUUAGAGUAAUGAUAAUGGGACAGCCCGGCGUGGGAAAAACUGCGCUAUUAGUAAGGUUUGUGACGAAAAAGUUCAUCGGUGACUACGACCCUAACCUAGAAAAAAUGUACACGUACCAAGUGUGCAUGGAAUCGGAAACGGUCAACUUUGAAAUAUUAGACACCGCUGGAUACGUACAAGACAAAUCAUGCAACUUGGAAAUGAACAUGCGUUGGGCCGACGUGUUCAUAUUGGUGUACUCAAUUACGGACAAAUGUUCGUUUGACGAUUGCAGUAGACUCAAGUUUUUGAUUAACUACAACAAAAAGAAACGUCGUCUCUCGACUAAAGAUCACCCAUUUGACGUGCCAGUAAUACUAGUCGGUAACAAAGUGGAUCAACAGUAUGAUCGAAUGGUAACGUAUGCUGAAGGUCGGAAACGUUGCCAAGAACUUGGGUGCGUGGCUUUUCAUGAGAUUUCAGUGCGAGAAGAUGUUGAUCAAGCAUAUGCGGUAUUCAAGGAAGCGUUUACAUGCUGGAAAUCAAUGUCUAAAAAUCCAAAACUAAAACGUUCUUCUUCUGAUCACGGAGCAGAAGCACUCUUCAAUUCGGCAUCUAGAUUUAUAAGUUGGCCGCUAGUGUUCGGUGAUAGUGCGUGCAGUUCGUCAAAUCGGACAGAAGAUACUCCAGAGUUCCGGGCCAGGGCUUCGACGGAGGGACACAUCCGGUCAGGGGCAACGGGUAACCGGUACCUGCCCACGCUGUCUGCAAGAGGAAGUAUUUGCUGCUACUUGAAAAAAUGAAAGUCAACACUGUUGCAUAUAAACAUUAAACAUGCACAAGAUAUUAAAUCGUAUUAUAUAUUAAGCCAUACGUAUUAUUUGUGGCGAAUUCGCGAGUGGCAUCGAUAAUUUGUCUUGAUGUACCUACAAUAAAACAUGAUGCGACACAAACAAUGUAUUAUGCAUAAUUAUUAUUCGUUAAUACACGUGUUAUAAUUAUAAUUACAUAACUUAUGUACUUAUGUAUGAUUAAUGUAAAUUAUAACGAUCACGUGCUGGCGGAAACACGAACAAUAUUAUUGACUCAUAAUACACCUAUUUACACGCAUAGACAGUAAAUACAAUGCCUACAUAACACCUGUAACAAUAUGCGCAUAAGUGUUUUUACAACGUUAAGACGAGAUUACUUGUCAAAUUAAACUUUAUAUACAUAUACGCACUUGCUUGGAUAAUAUAAGAUAACAGGGUAACAAUUUUAAGCUAACAUCGGAUCUUUCACCAAUAUAAUACGAUAUUGUAUCGUAUUUAUUUUUCACGACAAAACAAUUAAAGUUUUAGAUUUUAAUAAUUUUUAAUCAUAAAAAUGAAAAUAUUAUAUCUAACUAUCAAUAUAAUAAUAAAAAGGCUGUACAUUUUCAUAACUGAUGACUUACCCAUUGACCAUUAUAAUAAAUGAUAAUUAAUACUUACCUAGGAAAAAAUGAAACAUAAUAAUAUGAUUAGGUUUUAACAGUGCACCAGUGCUCGUAGAACUUAUAUUCUUUAAUUCUUAUAUGAUAAAACUACCUACCUGUUUAAUUAGGCCCUAUGAUAAAGGUCAGGAUUUUUAUGUAAAUACGGGCGGCUUUCAUUUUUUGAAUAACUCAAAAUAACAAAUCAUUUGGGCGAAAUUUACACACACCCCUAAUGUAUCAUAUACAUCGUUUGCAGGGCGAGCCAAGUUAUUAAUUUAUGAAAUUUAGCAAAAAUUAAAAAAAAAUAAUUGUUAUACACAUAAUAUUAUUCUUAAAAAAUCAUUUAUAAAAUUUUAACUUAUAGGCGACAAUAAUCAUUGACAAUUUGACCAAGUAAUGCAUACCAACGACAUAUAGACUAUAUAAUAUAUGUUUUCUUUCCUUUUUUUAGAGACUUAGGACUCUCAGUUAACUCUAACUGAUAUGGUUAAAAAUGUAUUAAAUUGUCAUAAUAUUGUAUUAAAAAUAGUAACUAAUUUUUU
Messenger RNA from Aphis gossypii (cotton aphid), 2856 nucleotides. Its product is annotated as ras-related and estrogen-regulated growth inhibitor. The transcript has 6 exons. The record is from RefSeq and is a predicted model, not a curated record. Bases 828 to 1661 code for a protein of 277 amino acids. Gene Ontology annotation, molecular function: GTP binding; GTPase activity. Lineage: Eukaryota; Metazoa; Arthropoda; Insecta; Hemiptera; Aphididae.